ACCAGCUCACCCAUAACACUACACACUGAAAACGGUAAAUCAUUAGAAAAUUUGCAUGAUUUCCAUUUAUGAAUAAUUUUGACUAGUGGGUUCUGCAUUUUGCUCUCCCUACGGCCAAUCUGAACCGGCGAUACUCGCCGGAGCUCAUAUUACAGCGGUUGAUUUCAAUGACUUCAUCACAACAUAAAUGAAGAACAACAGCGUGCCGCCGCCAUCCCAUAUGUUUGCAUCCUGCAAUGCCCUUUCUCUUCUCCCCAACUCGCAUUCUCAAGCCGUCAUUUAAGCCCAGUAACAAGAAUAAUACUUGCAUAGUCCAAAACUUUCUGAAUCUUUGCUCUCAAGGUCACCUUCAAGAAGCUGUCAAGUCUUUAGACCUCUUAGCGCAAAAGGGCAUUCGUUUGGACUGUAAAAAAUUAGCUUUUCUCAUACAGAAGUGUGCUGAGUCCAAGAAUUUGAAAUUGGGCAGAUGGGUUCACCUCCAUCUAAAGGUUACUGGUCUCAAACACCCCAAUACAUUUUUAGCCAAUCAUUUGAUCAAUAUGUACGGUAAAUGCGGCGAUCACAUUGAAGCACGCUUAGUGUUUGAUAAAAUGAGCUUGAGAAAUUUGUAUUCUUGGAACAACAUGCUUUCUGGGUAUGCUAAACAACUUAUGGUAAAGCCUGCAAGGAGGUUGUUUGAUAAAAUGCCCGAGAGGGACGUUGUAUCGUGGAAUACUAUGGUAAUUGCCUACGCGCAGAGUGGUAUAUGUGAUGAAGCUUUGAGGUUUUAUAAAGAGUUGAGGAGGUCAGUUAUUGGGUUUAAUGAGUAUAGCUUUGCUGGAGUGGUGACGGUUUGUGUGAAGUUGAAGGAGUUGAGGCUAACAAAGCAGGUCCACUCUCAAGUUUUGGUUGCAGGGUUUUCACUAAAUGUGGUCCUUUCUAGUUCCAUUGUUGAUGCAUAUGCUAAAUGUGGGGAAUUGGUUGAUGCCAGGAAAUUAUUUGAUCAGAUGGGAAGAAGGGAUGUUCUGGCUUGGACCACUUUGAUAUCAGGAUAUGCCAAAUGGGGUGAUAUGGAGUCAGCCAGGGUGUUAUUUGAUGUGAUGCCUGAAAGGAAUCCUGUUUCUUGGACUGCUAUGAUUUCAGGUUAUGCUCGUAAUGACAAGGGACAUGAGGCCCUUGACUUGUUUAUGAAGAUGAUGAUGCUUUGCAUUAGACCUGAUCAGUUUACUUUUAGUAGUUGCCUCUGUGCUAGUGCAAGUAUAGCCUCACUCAAACAUGGUAAACAAAUCCAUGCACAUUUGAUAAGGAUUAAAUUUAGGCCUAAUUCAAUAGUUUUAAGUUCUCUCAUUGACAUGUAUUCAAAGUGUGGUUGUCUGGAACUUGCAAAGCAAGUUUUUGAUGUUGUGGGUGACAAACAAGACGUAGUAUUGUGGAACACAAUGUUAUCUGCACUUGCACAGCAUGGUUCUGGUGAGAAAGCAAUAAAUUUGUUUGCUGAAAUGGUGACAGCGGGCGUUAGACCAGACAAAAUCACCUUUCUUGUUCUUCUCAGUGCAUGUAGUCACUCAGGGCUUGUGCACGAGGGACUUAGGUUAUUUGAGUCAAUGAAUCGCGAUCACAAUACUGUUCCAGAUCAAGAACAUUAUUCUUGCUUAAUUGAUAUUUUAGGUCGAGCAGGACGAUUCCAUGAGGUAAUGGAUCAUCUAAGAAAGAUGCCAUGCAAACCAGACGAACAUGUCUGGAAUGCCUUAAUUGGUGUUUGUACGAUGCAUGGAAAUAUAGAGCUGGGAAGAAUAGCAGCAAAACACCUUCUUCAGUUGAAUCCUCAAUCACCAGCAAUCUACAUUUCACUGUCAAAAAUAUAUGCAGCACUUGGCAAGUGGGACUCUGUGAUGAGGUUGAGACAGAUAAUGAAUGAGUGGAAUAUUAGCAAAGAACAAGCACUUAGUUGGUUAGAAAUAGAUCAUAACUUGCAUCAAACUACUGUAUCUGAUAAAGUAAAUUCAUCAUCAUUAGGAGAAGCUAACCCACUUGUUGAACUGUUGGCUGAUCACAGUGGAAUAUGAUCACCCAGUAACAAAUGGUGAAGACAGAACCUUUUCCUAUUUUGAAAUGUUUUGUCCUGCUAAUCAGUGAAUUGGGAUUGUGGGAAAAAUGCAGUUGGUUCAAUGACAAAGAAUGCGAAAAGGACUGUGCCAUUCUUUUGAGAGAGUUAGAUCUGGGAGUGAAUCACAGACAUAUUUCUUGAAUGAAAAAAUAGAGUGAAAGGACUUGCUUCUAGAAAUGAUUAUUUGAAGCUUACAAAUCAAUGAAUUGUAUAAAGCAUACCCAUAUGCUUGAACUGAAGAUUUGGGCAAUCCUUGGCAUAGAAGUACAAAUCAAAUCAGUUGAAACAGUACCAAAAAGUGGUUUUGUAAUUUGAGGCCUCAUAGAUUGAAGUUCAUGUAAGCAAUAGUCACUCUACCUCUAAGCUGGUCUAUGGCUCCUGCGAAGAUAGAUUGCAGUAUUUCAGCUCAUUAUUGUUUUUAUUUCUUGUUGGAGUGGACUAUGCUUUAAUUCGUAGGUAUAAGGGAGUCUUUUGUUUUGCAGCUUGAUUCCUUUGCUGCUUCAUGAUUUUGGGGGUGCUUUCUUGCUUUGCAAGAUGCCUUGGAGAAAAGGUUUGCCAGCAUUUUGUGAAGAUCACAUGCAGUUGAUGAUGUCA
Molecule: messenger RNA, 2680 nt
Organism: Coffea arabica (coffee)
Lineage: Eukaryota; Viridiplantae; Streptophyta; Magnoliopsida; Gentianales; Rubiaceae
Source: RefSeq, a predicted model, not a curated record